CCGCGCCCGCCGGAGAUGUCGACGCCUCCCCUGGCCGGGGCCGCGAUGCCGCCCGGCGCCUUCUCCGGCACGCAGGCCCAGGCGGCCAGGGAGGUCAACACGGCCUCGCUCUGCCGAAUCGGCCAGGAGACCGUGCAGGACAUCGUGUUCCGAACCAUGGAGAUCUUCCAGCUGCUCAGGAACAUGCAGUUACCAAAUGGUGUCACUUACCAUACUGGGACGUACCAGGACAGACUGGGAAAGCUGCAGGAGCAUCUCCGUCAGCUGUCAAUACUCUUCAGAAAACUGAGAUUAGUCUAUGACAAAUGCAAUGAAAACUGUGCAGGACUCGAUCCAGUUCCCAUAGAACAACUUAUUCCAUAUGUUGAAGAAGAUGGAUCCAAGCAUGAUGAUCGUGGUGCUGCCAGUCAGCUUCGUUUUGCUACCGAGGAAAGAAGGGAAAUYUUGGAAGUAAAUAAGAAACUAAAGCAGAAGAAUCAGCAGCUGAAGCAGAUCAUGGAUCAGUUACGGAAUCUCAUUUGGGACAUAAAUGCCAUGUUGGCAAUGCGGAAYUGAACGAGGAAACAACUUAGAAUCAAACAUCGUAAAUAGAAGAGAUUCUGUUUUGUUUUGUUUUUCAGAUAUWUUUGAUUUCUUUC
Molecule: messenger RNA, 638 nt
Organism: Nothoprocta perdicaria
Lineage: Eukaryota; Metazoa; Chordata; Aves; Tinamiformes; Tinamidae
Gene: MED30
Product: mediator complex subunit 30
Exons: 4
Coding region: 16-555 (179 amino acids)
Biological process (GO): positive regulation of DNA-templated transcription
Cellular component (GO): mediator complex
Molecular function (GO): transcription coregulator activity
Source: RefSeq, a predicted model, not a curated record